AAAUUACAAUAAGCGCUUACAAAUCAUUCAACGAAGGAGUGUGCUGCUGGCGUCUGUGUGUUUCAGUAGUCGUUGAGCACUGGUCGUGGCUAGACUAGUAUUUCGAUUCGUAAUUCCAAGUAAUUUUUAUCAAUUCGCGUAAAAUGCAAUUCUCGGAUAGCAAGAAUGAAGGCCGCCAACCUAUCGGAGUAGGCAUUUCAGAGGCGGCCACUCGUGCUGAGCUGGCGGGCUUUGGCGCGAAUAACGAAUUCGAUUAUGAAUAUGUGCUGGCGCGCAUUGGUUUCGGCAAAGCACAAUGGUUACUGUUGCUCAUCUCUGGCCUUCUGACAUUGUGCUCCAUGGCCACGCAAACUUCCGUGGGCAUCAUGGCCAUCGCUUCACAAUGCGAGUUUGACAUGAGUCAAGGGGAGAAGGGCAUAAUGAUGGCGGCGUGUGUAACAGGAAUAUUUCUAUCCACAUACUUUUGGGGUUAUGCCAGUGAUGCUUUCGGUCGACGUUCGGUACUCUUCUAUGGUACACUGGCGACAAACCUGCUACAAUUGAUCUCCAUGUUUAUCACAAAUAUAUGGGUUUUCAACUUUAUUAACUUAUUAAUGGGCAUCAGUUUAGGAGGCGUCUCAGCUGCUAUUUACGCAUACCUUAGCGAGUUCAAUACUGACAAGCAUCGCGCCGUCGUUAUUAAUUAUUCAACCAUGUUCGUAAGCAUCGCAGCAAUCUAUAUGCCUGCGACCUCUUGGCUUGUACUUUCCGCCGAUUGGUCUCUUCACAUAAGCGACGGUUUCAUAUUCCGGCCAUGGCGGUUGAUAAUCCUGUUGAAUCUCUUGCCGGGCUUGAUUGGAGCAAUCAUGCUGUACCCCUUCCCGGAGAGUCCAAAGUUACUGUUGGCCCAGGAUAAGGAAUACGAGGCCAUUGCAGCGCUGGAAUGGAUCUGUAAAUUUAAUCGUGGACGUCCUAUAGCAAGUGUUUUCGGAAAUGAUGCUGAUUUCAAAUUAAAACCGGAACAGAUCACUGACGACACUUUGCGCAGCGCGGGUGGUGUAUGUGGCGUUCUUGUGAACAUUUGGAGAGCAACAGUGCCGCUCUUUCACAAGCCACAUUGUGUGAAUUUCCUCUUGAGCAUUAUUUCAGUAUUUGGUAUGUUUCUCACAUCGGCGGGCAUGCAAAUUUGGUAUCCGGAAAUAGUGAAUCGCUCGUCGGGUGAUAAUGCCGGCAAUAGUUCGUCUGUGUGUGAAAUAUUAGAAGCUUCGUUCGAAAAACAACGCUUAAAUGUAACUUCCGUCGAUGAGGAGAUCUGUGAUGAUACUAUCACGGCCAAGACAUAUAUAGACAACAUGAUUGUGGGUUGCGCAUUUUUGGUGGGUUUUGCCAUACAGGGUGCCAUAUUAAAUCCGUUGGGUCGCAAAAAUGUGUUAAUGGCCGCGUUGGCCAUUGGUACUCUGAGUGGAAUUCUGCUGCACUUCGUCGCCAAUGCAAAAGCUGUUCUGGUGCUAUUCUGCUUAUACAUACUCAUGCCGGGAUUAUCGAUAUCGAUUAUGUGCGGUGCCAUGGUGGAUUUAGUGCCGACGCAAUUGAGAGGCAAAGCGGUUAGCAUUGGUAUGGCGAUGGGCCGCCUGGGAGUGAUAGUCGCUUCAAAUAUGAUUGGCGUUAUGCUGGAACCCUAUUGUAAUACAACGUUUGCCAUACUGACGGCGUCGAUUCUGAUCUGCGCCUUCUUGGUGCAUUUUCUACCUAUAUGAGAAGAGUUGUGUGAGGAAGCCUAUGAAUGAACCAUAUCAAAAUGUUGACUGCGUUUUGCUUUUGUUAUUUUGUUUUCCACAAUUUUGCUUUUAUUUUCUUGUAUAACAUUUGUCACAUUUUAACAUGGGUUAUAAGCUUUAUCAUCCAAAACAUCGAAAAAUCUUUUUUGUACAUUUACGAGUAUACAUAGAUGUUAUCAUUUACAGUUUCGUUUAUACAUAAAACAACAAAAUAGUUUAUAAAAAAGUAAAUAAAAAUAUAUUUUUUUUAAGUAAGCAAGA
Messenger RNA from Zeugodacus cucurbitae (melon fly), 2018 nucleotides. Its product is annotated as synaptic vesicle glycoprotein 2A. Gene Ontology annotation, biological process: transmembrane transport. The record is from RefSeq and is a predicted model, not a curated record. Bases 144 to 1736 code for a protein of 530 amino acids. The transcript is spliced from 7 exons. Lineage: Eukaryota; Metazoa; Arthropoda; Insecta; Diptera; Tephritidae. Gene Ontology annotation, cellular component: membrane. Gene Ontology annotation, molecular function: transmembrane transporter activity.